Messenger RNA from Vombatus ursinus (common wombat), 2119 nucleotides. It is a transcript of the gene STAMBP, whose product is annotated as STAM binding protein. The record is from RefSeq and is a predicted model, not a curated record. Gene Ontology annotation, biological process: protein K63-linked deubiquitination. Gene Ontology annotation, cellular component: endosome; cleavage furrow. Lineage: Eukaryota; Metazoa; Chordata; Mammalia; Diprotodontia; Vombatidae. The transcript is spliced from 10 exons. Bases 93 to 1358 code for a protein of 421 amino acids. Gene Ontology annotation, molecular function: K63-linked deubiquitinase activity; metal-dependent deubiquitinase activity; protein binding.
GCCGGAGUCGGGGGCGGGGCGCGGAGGGAACCAGAUCGAGGCUGGGGGAGGCCCGGAGCGCGGAAGCGUAGAGGAGGAACGACCUGGCCCUGAUGCCUGACCACGGGGAUGUGAGCCUCCCCCCGGACGAGAGGGUCAGAGCCCUCAUCCAGGUAGGCAGUGCGGUGGAGGUCAACGAAGAUGUUCCGCCCCGCCGGUACUUUCGUUCAGGAGUGGAGAUCAUCCGCAUGGCGUCCAUUUACUCUGAGGAAGGCAACAUCGAGCAUGCCUUCAUCCUCUACAACAAAUAUAUCACGCUUUUUCUUGAGAAGCUACCAAAGCACAGAGACUACAAGACGGCAGUCAUCCCUGAAAAGAAAGAAACUGUGAAGAAACUAAAAGAGAUCGCAUUUCCCAAAGCGGAAGAGUUGAAGAAGGAGCUGCUAAAGAGAUAUACCAAAGAAUAUGUGGAAUACAAUGGGAGAAAGAAGAAGGAAACAGAGGAGUUUGCUCGAAACUUGGCCAUCCAGCAGCAGCUGGAAGAGGAACGGCAGAGAGUAGCCCAGCAGAAGCAGCAGCAGGCAGAGCAGGAGCAGUUUCAUGCCUUUGAAGAAAUGAUCCGUCGGCAGGAGCUGGAAAAGGAGCGGCUGCGGAUAGUGCAGGAGUUUGGGAGGCCAGACGCAGCUCCUGAGGUUCUGGGUGGUCCCCUGGUGCCUGGUGUAGAGAGGCCCCCGACAGAAGUGUUUCCUCCAGCGCCUGGCCUCCCCAGCCCGUGGCCAGGGCCAGCCAAGCCCCCGGCGGUGGACAGAUCCUUGAAGCCCGGAGCUCUGAGCAGCCCAGAGCAUAUACCCACAGUAGAUGGACUUCGCCAUAUGGUGGUGCCCCAGAUGCUCUGCCCGCAGUUUCUCCAGUUGGCGGAUGCCAACACUGUCCGUGGUGUGGAGACGUGCGGGAUCCUCUGUGGGAAGCUGAUGAAGAAUGAGUUCACCAUCACCCACGUCCUCGUCCCCAAGCAGAGCUCAGGCCCUGAUUACUGCAACACAGAGAAUGAGGAGGAGCUGUUCCUCAUCCAGGAUCAGCAGGGCCUCAUCACCCUGGGCUGGAUACACACUCACCCCACGCAGACAGCCUUCCUCUCCAGCGUGGACCUGCACACACACUGCUCGUAUCAGAUGAUGCUGCCAGAGUCGAUUGCCAUCGUCUGCUCCCCCAAGUUUCAAGAAACAGGAUUCUUUAGGCUGACAGACCAUGGACUGGAGGAGAUUUCUUCCUGUCGCCAGAAAGGAUUUCAUCCACACUGCAAGGAUCCCCCUCUGUUCUGUACCUGCAGUCACGUGACCGUCGUGGACCGAGCAGUCAUCAUCACUGACCUUCGAUGAAAUGUUGGCCUUAACAACUUCCAGUUACUGUAAAAGAGCUGUCUUCUCUUUGUCCUCCAGAAAUGCUUGGGAGCUUCAGGGGAGGUUUGCCUUUAGGUUUCAGGGGUUUCUAACUGAAAAAAGGAAUCUGACAUCAGCCAAGGGAGAGCUGGCUGUUCUGUGCUUUGAGGUGAAGAAGAAAUGACAGAACGCAAUUCGAGAUGGCAUUUGAUUCUGUUUUUCACUGACAGUACUAACCUAACUUCUCUAACUUAGCUCUCCCCCUUCUCUCUUUCUUUGUCACUGGUUGAUUUGUUCCCAGUUGAACAGAUGGAGGGCAUGUGUACGGGCAGAACUGUGCUGACCCAUUUAAGGGUCUUUUCUACCCUCCUGCAGUUUUGAAAGGGUUAAGCAUGCGGACACUUUAAAAAUGUGAUACCGUGUCCUAUGGCAGGGAGUCACAUCCUUUGGGGAGAUUGCGUCCCUGCCAAGGUUGGCCUUGACUCAGGGCUCGGACAGAGCAAGGGGAGGGCAGAGAAAUCUCACCAGGUGGAUCAAGGGAAAACACAAGAGCUCACAGAACACUUUUGUGCGGCUGGCCAGGGAUAUUUUUGUUGUUUUUUAACAAAUGAUUCCAGAGAGUUUUUUUUUUCCCACUAAAAUAAAGUAAUUAAAUAAACUCAACCAUUACCCUCUGCUCUGGAGUAACCGGCUAGAGCAGGAGUGUGUUUAUACACUGUUAGGAAUAAAGACUUGGGCCUGGGGCCCAAGGAGAGAACUGG